This is a messenger RNA of Chiroxiphia lanceolata (lance-tailed manakin), 7381 nucleotides long. It is a transcript of the gene NFIA, whose product is annotated as nuclear factor I A. The record is from RefSeq and is a predicted model, not a curated record. The coding region runs from base 314 to 2038 and encodes 574 amino acids. Gene Ontology annotation, cellular component: nucleus. NCBI's taxonomy places the organism in Eukaryota, Metazoa, Chordata, Aves, Passeriformes, Pipridae. Gene Ontology annotation, biological process: regulation of transcription by RNA polymerase II. Gene Ontology annotation, molecular function: DNA-binding transcription factor activity, RNA polymerase II-specific; RNA polymerase II cis-regulatory region sequence-specific DNA binding. The transcript has 16 exons.
AGGCAGCCGCCAUGAUGGCGAUCUGAGGGGGAGCGCCGGCCCCUGAUCGUAAACGAGUUAAAAGUCAUGUCUGAAAACUUUUUCCACACCGCAGCUUGGAGGCUGGGUAGAGAAAAGGUGAAGACUUCUUUCUUCUGGAAUGAAAAAUUUCAAGGAAAAAUCUUCCAGUUUGGUCAGAAUUAUCUGCCAUGUGUGCAAAGGAUUUGAAACAGAGUCAUCAUCCCAGGAGGAAGUUGUCAUAUUGUGAUGCAGCUCUGUGAGUGGACCUGUCUUUGAUGGCUGUGGUGUCUUAUCUCCCGUGAGUUAGCAUCAGAUGAAGCUUGCUGACAGCAUAAUGGCAGGGAAAACCUCCGACGGCUCCAUCAAAUGGCAGCUCUGCUACGACAUCUCGGCCAGAACUUGGUGGAUGGAUGAAUUUCAUCCCUUCAUCGAAGCACUUCUGCCUCACGUCCGAGCGUUUGCGUACACGUGGUUCAACCUGCAAGCCCGAAAAAGAAAAUACUUCAAAAAACAUGAAAAACGCAUGUCAAAAGAGGAAGAGAGAGCCGUGAAGGACGAACUGCUAAGUGAAAAACCCGAGGUAAAGCAAAAAUGGGCAUCCAGACUUCUGGCAAAGCUCCGGAAAGAUAUCAGGCCUGAAUUUCGGGAGGAUUUUGUUCUCACAGUCACAGGAAAAAAGCCUCCGUGUUGCGUUCUUUCCAAUCCAGACCAGAAGGGCAAGAUGAGAAGAAUUGACUGCCUUCGCCAGGCAGAUAAGGUCUGGAGGUUGGACCUUGUUAUGGUGAUUUUAUUUAAAGGUAUUCCGCUCGAAAGUACUGAUGGCGAGCGCCUUGUAAAGUCCCCACAGUGCUCUAACCCCGGGCUGUGCGUACAGCCCCACCAUAUAGGAGUUUCUGUUAAGGAACUCGAUUUAUAUUUGGCAUACUUUGUGCACGCAGCAGAUUCAAGUCAAUCUGAAAGUCCCAGCCAGCCAAGUGAAGCUGAUAUUAAGGACCAGCCAGAAAAUGGACAUUUGGGCUUCCAGGACAGUUUUGUCACAUCAGGUGUUUUCAGUGUGACUGAGCUAGUAAGAGUCUCACAAACACCGAUAGCUGCAGGAACAGGCCCUAAUUUCUCCCUCUCAGAUUUGGAAAGUUCUUCAUACUACAGCAUGAGCCCAGGAGCAAUGAGGAGGUCUUUACCUAGCACAUCCUCUACCAGCUCUACAAAACGUCUCAAGUCUGUGGAGGAUGAGAUGGACAGUCCUGGUGAGGAGCCGUUCUAUACUAGCCAAGGGCGGUCUCCAGGCAGCGGCAGCCAGUCAAGCGGAUGGCAUGAAGUGGAGCCAGGAAGAGGAAACUCACUGGUCAAACCCUUGGACACCAGAAUAGUUGCAUGCAGUUUCCCAGGGAGCCAGAUAGCUCUAAAGCUUCCCAGAUAUCUAAGAAACCCCGAACACCGCGGAGCACUACAUGGAAUGCCAUCGCCAACUACAUUAAAGAAGUCAGAGAAGUCUGGUUUCAGCAGUCCCUCGCCUUCGCAGACCUCCUCCCUUGGAACGGCUUUCACACAGCACCAUCGACCUGUCAUUACAGGACCCAGAGCAAGUCCACAUGCAACACCAUCGACUCUUCAUUUUCCAACAUCACCCAUUAUUCAACAGCCUGGGCCAUACUUCUCACACCCAGCAAUCCGCUAUCAUCCUCAGGAGACUCUGAAAGAGUUUGUCCAACUUGUCUGCCCCGACGCUGGUCAGCAGGCUGGACAGGUGGGGUUCCUAAAUCCCAAUGGUAGCAGCCAAGGCAAGGUGCACAAUCCAUUCCUUCCUACCCCAAUGUUGCCACCACCACCUCCGCCACCAAUGGCUAGGCCUGUGCCUCUGCCAGUGCCAGACACAAAACCUCCAACCACAUCAACAGAAGGAGGGGCCACCUCUCCCACUUCUCCAACCUACUCGACACCCAGCACCUCCCCCGCAAACCGAUUCGUCAGUGUUGGACCACGGGAUCCAAGCUUUGUAAAUAUCCCUCAACAGACUCAGUCCUGGUACCUGGGAUAAAAGUCUCCGCUUCCCACCACCCACCGGACAGACCACCAGACCCCUUCCCACCUCUGUAACAUGGAAGCAGCAGCAACGCAGCGCAGCGACUUCACAUCGGCGGAAGGGGAGGCGAGCAGACACCGACAGCAAACUAGUACAUGGAAAUGGCAAACGUUAUGGUUGAAUGGCAAAGGCCGUAACUUUCUCGAGAUUUUAUUUUAUUUUUCUUUUUUUUUUUUAGACAACUUUAGGACUGUUGUAAUUUCUCAUAUGGUGCUGGAAAUGGUUGGGCUUCAUAACUUUUGAAGUGUUUCAUUGGUAGUGUAAGCGUUAGGUGACACUGAGUAGAACUAGCCUCUGCUGCUGCUUACCAACUCGCUGUUGUAACACACUUUCCAUAUGGAGCCUAACUGUUUUACAGUAUCCUCAUCGGAUUUUCCCAUACAGGUGUGAGACUUCUUGAGAAAUCAUGAAACACACUUAAACUAUAACUUUUGUAGUAGCUGAAUUCUGCAAUAUAUAACUUACCGGACAGACAUAGAGCAUGUUUUUCUGUAACAUAUCGGGAAAAAAAAAAUGCAGGUUUUUUUUGUUGUUGUUGUUGUUGGGGUUUUUUUUUCUUUUUUUUUUUUUUACAGUCGGCACUUAGAAACGUAACAUGAACCAUAAGAGCAUUGUCAACAAUUUUUUUCCACUCGAUUGCAGAGCGAUUUAAAACAUCGAACUACUACUAUUCACUAAAAAAAAAAAAAAGAAAAAAAAGAAAAAAGUUUGAAAUGCUGCACUUACAUUUAAAAAGAAAACAUUUUUCAACAAUUUUCAACAAUUACACAAAAAUUCACGCAGAAAUGGGGAAGUUGGUCUGUUUUGACAGAAACUGACAGGAAUCAAUCAAAACAAUCGAAUUUUGAAUUGAGUAAAGUGCAAUUUCAUUGGAUAGCUAAAUAUCUUUGUAAGAUAGAGAUUGUUGAAAAUUCUAUUUUUGUUUUCCAAGUCCUUCCACCCCAGGACUCUAAAUUAUUGGGGUAAAAAACAGCCUUGCAAGAAAAAGGGGAGCUAUUUUUGCUUUUUAUGUUUUUUAUUGUUGAACUUGUAUCCCUUUAAAACUGAAGGAAAAUUAAAAAAAAAAAAAAACAAAUCUAAUGGUGCUUUUACCACAAUAUGUUAACUACAUUAAAUGCUAAUUAAUCAUUUUCUGUUAUCAAAGCACAUAACUAAAAUGAAAUCAUAAUAUCUGUUAAUUUUAUAAGCUAAAAGUCACUAUAAUGGAUUAUGCCAAUUCUGACAAAUUUUACGUGUUUCCGGCAAUAUAGGGUUUAUCAGUUCUCAAACACCUUGGGAAUAAGAGAAAACGGUCCAGAAAGUAAAACACCUUUGUGUCCCUGAACUGGUACAUUUUCUGGACUGCAAAGAAAACAAUACAGAAACGAAUGAUGCUGAUCUUACAACUUAUGCCAGUUCAAAGCAAGGGCACUUGCUGAAGAAGAAAAAAAACAGACAAAUAAAAAAAUCUAAAAAAAAAAAAAAAAAAAAAAAGAAGUUUGGACCCCAAACGUCCUGUAUCUUAUGUACAAAAAAAAGGAAAAAAAAAGAAAAAAAAAAGAGUGCAAGUGAUUUUUUCUAUCAGACAGCGGAGCACCCCUUUGCUUCACAUGCAACUUUAAGAAGGUUUCCUAUACUAUACAUAUAUAUACGUUCUGGUUGGCGAGUCCAGCUAAUCAGAGAAAGUCUCUGCAUGUUCUAGUGUUAGUAACUAAUUUUUAUAUAGUUAAUGUAGGGUAAAGUAGAGUGCAUUAAGACACAAUAUUGUAAUCCCUAUUCCAGGCACUUGCCUUUAAACUAUGUUUGUUCGACCCUUCAGAAGGGUUUCUACUACUGUCCUAUACAAUCAAGUAACUGAAAUUCUUGGGAAGACACUUUGCUCCUCAUCUUUUCCCUGAAACAAUGUUUUGUUUUGUUUUCUUAAUUUGCACGAAACAAAAAAAAAAAAAAUUCCAUAUCAAUGUGCCUUGCCCUGGAUAGCGAUUAUUUGUGGAAUUGUUGCACAUGUUCCUAUAUUGAAAGGGGUUUUUCCCUAGUCAAGCAUUUGGAGACACUUUUUGUAAAUGUGACUUUUAUGUCAGCCAUUGUCAGUUCCAACAUCUAGAAUUAAAUAGGAUGUUAGUUGUUCCGCAGAUAGGAGUAGUGUUUAUUGUCCUGUAUGGUCAGUGGCAGUGCUAUUCUGAGAUCUGUAGAUGCUAGAUUAUCAGUAUUUUUGGAUGUUGCUGCAUUUUACCUUUUAUUUGGAGUCUUCCUUUUUUGUUUUGUUUUCUCCCAGAUAUAUGAAAAUAUGCAAUACCUGCUUAUAUCAUGUAGAAAAGCUUAGCAAUUAUUAAUUUUUCUUUUAAUUUUUUUUUAUUUGACCAAAGUUGGUGCUGCACUUGACGCAGUGUGUUUUAGGUGUUUGUCUUUGUACUUUUGUGAUUUUUGAAUGCACAUGCAGGAAGGGCUCUUCUUAGAGAAGCAGUCAAACUGUGAAGCACUAAGCUGAACCCUGCUUCAAGCAAUUUUUGUUUUACAACUGUUCCUUUCACAAGCAAGCCUUAAAAAAAAAAACUUCCUUUUUCUUCAGAUCCCACACCCAUUUUUAUUAGCAGACUGCAAUCAAUCCACAUUCAAUAAAAGUAUAUAAUGCCCAUUUUUAUAUGCACGUUUUUAAACUUCCAAGUUCUGAAAAUUGUUUACUGGUUAUUCUCUAUUUAAGGAAAAAAUAAAAUGUUUUGGAUUUUCAUAUGUGUCUGAUAAGUGGUUGAGUAGUCAUUUUGCUCUAUUGUAUUGUGUGAUUGUUAGUAUAUGGUAUCACAUCCUCUAGCCAGCAUCCUUUGCCUUCCCUAUAGCACUUAGCUGGGCAUUACUUUAUUAAGACAUAUGUGCACUAAAAAAAAAAAAAAAUAGCAGCUUUCAGUGCUUCACAGUGAAGGGAAAAAAGCCUAGACAAACAUUUUGUCAGAACCUUGCUAUGAGACAAGGUAUUACCAGUAAAUUGGUUGUAUAUACAAUAAAAUUGCACCCUUUUUUAAACAAAACAAACUAAGCAAUAGUUUGGGCAGUUAGUUGUUUUUAGUGAGCAUGUUGUAGUCAUGGCUGCAAAGAGAGAGAAUUAAACUGCCCACUCAGAAGAUAUGUAAUUUGUAUGUUGUAUAGUUUUAUUGAUUACACUGAUUUAUUCUACCCUAUUUUAUAAUGCAGGACUUUUGUAAUGUUGUUUAAAUGAGGAAAAAUUUCUGUCAAAUUAGCUUAGUGGAAUUUCUGAUUGUUCGUUAUAAAGGCAGCGUUCAUAGAAUUGCUUUUUUUUUUUUCCUUUGGGAACUGGAUUUAAGUUAAAAACUUUCCUGUUUCCUUUUUUUGUAUGUAUUUAAAUACAGUUAUUUUUCUUCUCUCAAUGGUAUAGCAUAUUCCUAUGCUUGAGAAGUAUAGGCUACUGAAGAACCAUUGUAAAUGGACAUUACAGGUAUGCUGUAUUUUUGAAGGUAUUUUUGUCAUAUUAAGUUUGAUGACGCUAAAGUUAGGGAACUCUGAGCAGAAUUGCGAGAAAAAAAAUGUUUUAAAGGCUUUAAAACAUUAGGUAGGAGGUCAAGGGUGUUAACCAACAGGGGUUGUAAAGUAUUACACACUAAAUUCAGUUUGCGUUCACCUUCCUCUCACGCAGGAAACGCGGCAGUUCCGUUCUGUGCAGGUGUAGAGAACAAACAGUGUUUUAGUCCUCCGAGGAGUGGGGAGGCAAGCAGGGAUGGGGCAGGAGGGAUGGAGCAUUCAUCCACCAUCCAUCCAUCCAUCCCUCCAUCCCGUGGGGGUGUGAGAGGGAGCGGGGCCAGUGGCUGGAGCCCCCUGAAGGGUCACAGCCCCGCUCCCGCUCCGGUCGCUCUUUUUGAGUCACAAGAACAACUUUUUUCCUCCCUGUCUCCUCUCCAGAACCGUCAGACGCACAAAUACUCUGACCUGUACCCACCCCCCGCCCAUCCAAAUUUAAAGCCCUAGGGAUGGCUUAGCGUGAAUUGACUUUUACUCAAGUUAAUUCCUUUGUUUUUCCCUCUUUUUUUUUUUUUUUUUUUGAGCAAGGGCACUUGCUUUUCUCAUGCCGCACACCCCAGCAAUGCCAUUAUUAUUUAUUCUUCUUCCUUUAUAAUAAAAACUUUCAGGCUUCAAGUUUAGGCAGCCAUGGUACACUUUGUCUCUGUUGCUUGUUCCCCCUCCCCUUGAGGUCGAAGGGGAAAAGAAACACCAAGUUUUCUCAACUCCACAGUAUUCAGUCAGCCCACAGGAAUAUGCAAAAUCCCUCUAACAUUUUUUUUUUCUUUUUCUAGUUCUCUUUGUUCCGUAUAUUUGCAGCUUUGUAGUAACAGUGUUAUAAAAUAUUUACUGUACAAAAAUACAAAAAAACCCAGAUACAUAGCCUAAAACAGGUUUUUUUUUCCUUGUGGUGAAUUAUUUUUUUUUUUAAGAAUGUCAGUUAAUAUUGUACUUUGCAUUGUGUCUCUGGAAAUAUCUUUUUUUUUCUUUUUUUUUACUGGUAGAAGGCCUCCAUCGAACAAAAUUAAAACCAUAACCGGCAUGACAAUGUAAGGAGAGCUUCAAUGGCACCUAAACAAUAAAUAAAUAACAAAAUCAACCUCAUGAGGUCUGUCGGAGGCAGGUCUUGUGAAGUUAACACUGCCUGCUAGGCAGGAUUUUCAUUAAAUCAAGCUUACAAUGCCAAUUUUGUCUUGAAGUCAAUGCAUGUAUUACUGUUUGACAGUAAACCCAGCUAUGCCAUCAUCAAGUCCAAGGCUGCGCAAUAGUCUAAUUAGUAUCGAGUACAUUUUCCUUUUAUUUUUUCCAAUAAAAAAGCAGUGGGAUGAAAAUUGCUUUGAUAUAUAGCAGGUAACAUUGAAGCUAUUCCAUAGCACUUAACUGUAGUGAAUACUGUGUCACCAAUUCUGAAAUCAAUUUAAUGUUUAAUGCAAAUCCAUUACAUGGUGCUAUUACAGGCUGGCAAAAUGAUUUACAAAAAUGUGACAACUUGGGCUCAAUUCACUCUGCUUUCCAACAAUGUAAAUGCAUAGCAGUGUUUAUCUGCAUGAAAACUAUGCACUAAUCUAUCUGAAAAAAAAAAAAAGAAAAGAAUAUAUCAACUUUGGUAUCUACUUUCCGUUUACUUCGAUCCUUGCCUUUUCGGUCAUUGUUAUAAUGCCAGCUUUAGGACAGAAAGAAUUAUAAGAAAACCAGCAUAAUACCUGAUAUAUUAAAAUGUAGUGCCUGUGAAAUCUGUAUUAUAUUGCUCUUCUGAAGUAAGAUUUUUCUACACCGGUAGCCUUCGCUGUCUGUCAGAACCUUCUGAUAUAG